AUGACCAUAGCUAGCAGAAAUUGAUACAAUGGCGCAAAGCUGUUUUAUAUAUUCAAGCAAAAGUUAAAAAGUCUAAAUAGACCUUUCUUUACAGAAAUAUCCAGGGCAUAUAUAGAAAAAAAGAAUAUGCAAAGUCCUCUUGAAAUGGAUAAUAAAAUUAUGAAGCCAACAAGUAUAGAGUCAGCAAACGCUAAGGAUUCGAUUUCCUUAAUAAUAAAUGAGAACAGUGAUAGUUUGAAAGAGCCUGAAAACGCAAACAAGCCAAUAAAAAACCCCCAGAAAAUAAGGCAAGCUUGCUUAAUUUUCAAAUAA
Messenger RNA from Blepharisma stoltei, 312 nucleotides. The record is from the annotation of a GenBank genome assembly. NCBI's taxonomy places the organism in Eukaryota, Ciliophora, Heterotrichea, Heterotrichida, Blepharismidae.